Molecule: messenger RNA, 1149 nt
Organism: Brettanomyces nanus
Lineage: Eukaryota; Fungi; Ascomycota; Pichiomycetes; Pichiales; Pichiaceae
Exons: 1
Coding region: 1-1149 (382 amino acids)
Biological process (GO): proteolysis
Molecular function (GO): metalloaminopeptidase activity
Source: RefSeq, a predicted model, not a curated record
AUGACAGCGGAGGAAACCAAAAAUGAUGACCAAGAAGAAGCCAGAUAUUGUGCUUCUCCUGUGUGUGGUAAGAAGACGACAUCUAACCUAAAGUGCCCGAUUUGUCUGAAAAACGGUGCCAAACAAUAUUUCUGCAGCUCUAAAUGCUUCAGAGAAUCCUGGCAUCUACAUAAAGCUUAUCAUCCUAAAGAGGAUGCAGAAUCAUACAACCCAUUUCCAGAAUUUGAAUUCAGUGGUGAUAUUAAACCUGCUUAUCCCCUCACCAUCGAGCCUCAAGUUCCCGAAUCUAUCCAAAGACCUGACUAUUCACGUGAUGGACGACCAGUCUCGGAAAUAAAAAAUGACAAAACAAACAAAGUCAGAGUAUUAUCAUCUGAGGAGAUUGAAAAGAUGAGAGUUGUGUGUAAAUUGGGCAGGGAAGUGUUGGAUGCAGCAGCUGCAGCUGUUAGACCUGGGAUCACCACAGAAGAUCUCGAUAAGAUCAUUUAUAAGGAGGCUAUCAAGAGGGAAGCUUAUCCUUCACCUCUUAACUAUUUCAACUAUCCCAAAUCGGUGUGUACGUCUGUCAACGAGGUGAUUUGUCAUGGUAUCCCCGAUAAAACCGUUCUAAAGGACGGUGAUAUUGUCAAUUUAGACGUCACCAUUUACAAGUUUGGUUUACACGCUGAUUUGAACGAGACUUACUAUGUUGGUGAGAAGGCCAAGCAGAACAAGGAGCUCGUUAAUUUGGUGGAAACCACUCGUGAGGCCACUAUGAAAGCUAUUUCUACUGUUAGGCCGGGCAUUCCGUUUAGACACUUUGGUGAUUUGAUUGAAGCGCAUGCAAAGAAGCACAAUGUUUCUGUUGUGAGAACAUACUGCGGUCAUGGAAUCAAUAACCUGUUUCAUUGUCAGCCUGAUAUCUUGCAUUAUGCCAGAAAUAAGAGCGUUGGAACGUGUAAGGCCGGUAUCUGCUUUACCAUCGAACCCAUGUUGAAUAUGGGCACCUACAGAGAUAUAAUGUGGCCAGAUAACUGGACUGCCGCAACCUCUGAUGGUAAGCCAAGUGCCCAGUUCGAGCACACUUUACUUGUUACCGAGGAUGGAGUAGAGAUUCUUACAGCUAGGAACAUGCAUUCUCCUGGCGGACCAAUUAAGAGAUUGCCGUAG